Molecule: messenger RNA, 604 nt
Organism: Pygoscelis adeliae (Adelie penguin)
Lineage: Eukaryota; Metazoa; Chordata; Aves; Sphenisciformes; Spheniscidae
Gene: RPL12
Product: ribosomal protein L12
Exons: 6
Coding region: 1-510 (169 amino acids)
Biological process (GO): translation
Cellular component (GO): cytosolic large ribosomal subunit; ribosome
Molecular function (GO): large ribosomal subunit rRNA binding; structural constituent of ribosome
Source: RefSeq, a predicted model, not a curated record
AUGAGAGAAGAGCAGAAGAGCAACAGUGAGCCCAAAAGGGGGAGACUUGAACUGGCUGGACAAGAAGCCUCGGGGUACACGAGGAACCUCAAGAACCACGAUCAGCACUGCAUGGCGAAGAGGUCUCCCAAGAAGGUCGGCGAUGACAUUGCCAAGGCCACGGGCGACUGGAAGGGGCUGCGGAUCACGGUGAAGCUCACCAUCCAGAACAGGCAAGCUCAGAUUGAGGUUGUUCCUUCUGCCUCAGCUCUGAUCAUCAAAGCUCUGAAAGAGCCGCCUCGUGACAGAAAGAAGCAGAAAAACAUUAAGCACAGUGGCAGCGUCAGCUUUGAUGAGAUAGUGAACAUCGCGCGGCAGAUGCGGCACAGAUCCCUGGCUCGAGAGCUCUCGGGGACGAUCAAGGAGAUUCUUGGAACUGCCCAGUCUGUGGGCUGCAGCAUUGACGGCAGGCACCCGCAUGAUAUCAUUGACGACAUCAAUAAUGGUGCAAUUGAGUGCCCAGCUAGCUAAGACUGCAGGAAAGAAGUUGCCCUGUGAAGGCUCCUUAAGGUUUUUUGUAGCACCUUAAAUACUUAAUAAAAGACCCAGCUGUGUGCAAGCAGUG